Messenger RNA from Trifolium pratense (red clover), 696 nucleotides. Its product is annotated as secreted RxLR effector protein 161-like. The transcript has a single exon. Lineage: Eukaryota; Viridiplantae; Streptophyta; Magnoliopsida; Fabales; Fabaceae. The coding region runs from base 1 to 696 and encodes 231 amino acids. Gene Ontology annotation, molecular function: nucleic acid binding. The record is from RefSeq and is a predicted model, not a curated record.
AUGAACAAUGUUCCAUAUGCAUCAGCAAUUGGAUCUAUCAUGUAUGCUAUGUUAUGUACUCGACCAGAUGUCUCGUAUGCUUUAAGUGCUACGAGCAGGUAUCAGUCUAACCCUGGCAGCAAUCAUUGGAUUGCUGUCAAGAACAUCCUUAAGUACUUGAGAAGAACUAAGGAUACUUUUUUGAUCUAUGGAGGUCAGGAAGAGCUCUCUGUAAUUGGUUACACAGAUGCUAGUUUUCAAACAGAUCAUGAUGAUUUCAAAUCGCAAUCUGGAUACGUGUUUUGCUUAAAUGGCGGUGCUGUGAGCUGGAAGAGUUCAAAGCAAGAAGUAGUCGCUGAUUCUACAAGAGAGGCCGAGUAUAUUGCUGCAUCUAAUGCCGCAAAAGAAGCUGUUUGGAUCAAGAAAUUCAUAUCUGAUCUUGGAAUAGUUCCAAGUAUUGUAGAUCCCAUUGAAUUAUUAUGUGAUAACAAUGGAGCGAUCGCGCAAGCUAAAGAACCUAGAUCUCACCAAAGAUCCAAACACAUACUCAGGCGCUUUCAUCUCAUUCGAGAGAUCAUCGAUAGAGGAGAUGUGAAAAUAUGCAGAGUACCAACAUCAGACAAUAUAGUUGAUCCACUGACUAAAACUCUUGCUCAAAAGAAGCAUGAUGGUCAUACUAGAUCUAUGGGUAUUAGGUCUAUGCCUAAUUGGCUCUAG